This is a messenger RNA of Plasmodium cynomolgi strain B, 654 nucleotides long. RefSeq lists its product as hypothetical. The transcript is spliced from 4 exons. NCBI's taxonomy places the organism in Eukaryota, Apicomplexa, Aconoidasida, Haemosporida, Plasmodiidae. The record is from RefSeq and is a predicted model, not a curated record. The coding region runs from base 1 to 654 and encodes 217 amino acids.
AUGUCUAGCCCCCCCGCAGAUGGAAACGCUGUACAGGUCUUUUCAAAAUUAAUGGAAAAUAACGAUAAAUUUAACACCAGCGAAAUUAUAUGCAGUUCGAUUAACUGCGCUCCCCUAACGAACGACGCCAACGGGAAGAUACCCUUGACCGACUGCACAAAUGUAACGUAUUGCGGCGGGUGUCCCAUUUUGGGAACGUCAAGAGACCAGUGUAGCAACAUGAAAAGUUUUAACCCAGAAAAUAUCCUCGUAUCAUCGGGUUUCAUCGACUCUGCAAAUCUGAUUAGCCAAAAUAGCUUGGUAGGUGUGCCGUUUCUGUGGGACAAGGCGUUGUUCGACUUCUCCAAGUGCGUCCCUCACCUGAACAAAUUCGUGCAGGCAUCCAAGGAACUGCCCAAUGCAGAUAAAACUGAGGCGUACAAGCACCUGUUCAGGCUGGCCAACUUUCACAUAUACGGAACGAAGCUCGCAGAGGAUAAUGACGCGAACGGGUUGAACAUAUCCGUUAGGAUAAACAACGUCAACUCUGAUUCGUUAAAACCAAAUGAGCAAUUCCCGAAUGGAAAAAAUUCCCUUCCCACCUGCCCUUUGAAUGUGGCCAAUUUCAAAACGUUUAACAUUCACCAGACGCAGUCCUUCGCCUUUUACCAGUAA